Purpureocillium takamizusanense is the source of this 1010-nucleotide messenger RNA. Its product is annotated as Cholestenol Delta-isomerase. Gene Ontology annotation, cellular component: endoplasmic reticulum; membrane. Gene Ontology annotation, biological process: sterol biosynthetic process. Bases 235 to 867 code for a protein of 210 amino acids. The transcript is spliced from 3 exons. Gene Ontology annotation, molecular function: C-8 sterol isomerase activity; cholestenol delta-isomerase activity; steroid Delta-isomerase activity. The record is from RefSeq and is a predicted model, not a curated record. NCBI's taxonomy places the organism in Eukaryota, Fungi, Ascomycota, Sordariomycetes, Hypocreales, Ophiocordycipitaceae.
CCCAAAACCCGGGGAGUGAGACAUGGGUGGACGAGUAAAUGGCCUGAGCCGGGUUGCUCGGCAAGGUGGGGCUCCGAAGGCGAAGCUGCAUGGCGACGCGGCAGAGUAGCGCACUUUAUUACUCUGUAUGUCGCGUCGAGAAGCCUAUAAAGGCAGAUGGCAAGUAACCUUCCUACUCAUGGAUCAAGAGAUUAAAACCUGCGGCGAGUAAGCCCAUCAGAACACAUCAUCGUCAUGGAAGCCUCCAACGCGACACCGCACGGCUAUUACCCGCUGGGCGUAGAGCUGCCGCACUACGUCGCCAACGACAACUCAACCAUCUCGCUGAUUGCCCGUUUCGGUUUCCAGUGGGCGGCCGUGCUCGUCGCCUCCUAUCACCUGUUUGGCUACUUGAAGCCUACUGGAAAAUUUUCCGACCGUCUCGCCUUUACUUGGAUGUGUCUGACGGGGUUCAUUCAUCUCUUCUUCGAAGCGCACUUCGUCUCGAACCACAAAACACUUGCUGGCGAGCAGUCACUAUGGUCCCAGCUGUGGAAGGAAUAUUCUCUGUCUGAUUCUCGGUACUUGACGUCCGAUACGUUUCUCAUAUGCAUGGAAGCUGUAACCGCGUUUGCCUGGGGCCCACUGGCCUUCCUCAUCGCCUAUUGCAUCGUGGUCCAACACCCCGUCAGACACGCCCUGCAGCUCAUCGUUUCGACCGGCCAGAUAUACGGCGACGUCCUCUACUACGCCACGAGCCUGCUCGAGAUCUCUUACUGCCGGCCGGAACGAUACUACUUUUGGUUCUACUACUUCUUCUUUAACUUUAUCUGGAUGGUCGUCGGUUGCUGUGAGUCGCUACAACCGAUUGGAUGUCGAGAGAGAUAGUCUGCUGACGAGCUUUAGACUAUGUCAAGCAGAGUGUCACUGAGAUUUGGAAUGCCUUCGACAAGGUCAGGAGCGCUGAGGGCUUUGCUACCAGUGACAAAUACUUUUCCAAGAGUGAGAAAGCCAUGGGUAAGAAACAAAAG